Molecule: messenger RNA, 2664 nt
Organism: Metschnikowia bicuspidata var. bicuspidata NRRL YB-4993
Lineage: Eukaryota; Fungi; Ascomycota; Pichiomycetes; Serinales; Metschnikowiaceae
Gene: MBP1
Product: transcription factor
Exons: 3
Coding region: 1-2664 (887 amino acids)
Cellular component (GO): MBF transcription complex; SBF transcription complex
Molecular function (GO): transcription regulator activity; DNA binding; protein binding
Source: RefSeq, a predicted model, not a curated record
AUGGCGCCGCCGCUGCUGCAGAUAUACUCGGCAACGUAUUCGAACGUGCCGGUGUUCGAGUUUGUCACCCCCGAGGGCCCCAUCAUGCGGCGCAAGCUGGACUCGUGGAUCAACGCCACGCACAUCUUGAAAAUCGCCAAGUUCCCGAAGGCCCGCCGCACGCGCAUCCUCGAGAAGGACAUCCAGACGGGCAUACAUGACAAAGUGCAGGGCGGAUACGGCAAGUAUCAGGGCACGUACGUGCCGCUCGACAUCGGCACGGAGCUCGCGCGCAACUUCGGCGUGUAUGAGCUUCUCCAGCCAAUCUUCGACUUUGUGUACGUGGAGGGCCGGCUGGAAACGCCGCCGCCGGCCCCGAAACACAACCACGCGUCCGCGCUGAACAUCGCCCGCCGCCAGAUGCAGCAGCAACAGAAACUAAAGCGCGAGACGCAAGCACACAGCUCCGAAAGCCCGGCCUCCCACAAGCGCAUGAAGCUGGAGACCAACGCCCACGACGCCGGACGUCCAACCGCCCAGGACAAGCCGAGGCGGGUCGCGUUAUCUGCGCGGGAAAACCCGCCCCCGCUAGCCGAGUCGCACACCAGAGACUCGUCGUUCUCUGUGUCCAGGCUACCGCCGCUCUUGCGCCAGGACACGGAGCGCGACGCGUUGCUGAUCAUGGCCAGCAACAUGAACGUGCGCCAGGCGGACUUGGAGGUCUCUCACAGCGACGACGAGACGCCGGCGCGGAUCCGCGGCAGUGUGAGCAAGCACGACCCGUUCAACGUGAGGGAGUCCGACGACGACGAGUUCAUGUCUGGCAAGGAGCUUUUCGGCUCGCGUGCAUUCGUGCUGUCGCACAACUUGCACGGGAGAACCAUGCCGAGCCUCACCGGGAGCCCCGAGCGGGCGCAUCAGCUUUUGAGCUUGAACGGCAGUGUGGGCCGCGCACACGGCGUGGGUCUCCCUGGACAGAGCUACUUGAAAAAUACAGCGGAGGACGCCGAGUCCGCCAAAUAUUUCGACACCCUUCUCGAGUACCUCAUGGAGGAUAGCAGCCUGGCCAGCCCCAGUGGAGGCUGCAAACCGGGCUCCUUCGAGCUUCCUGAAAAGAUCCUCCACCCGCCACAGCCGCUUCUGAAGAUCAACAUCAACCGGCCCGUCGAUGAAGACGGAAACACGGUCUUCCACUGGGCCUGCUCCAUGGCGAAUAUGGGCAUCAUCGAGUUCCUACUAUCGAUCUUCCCCAACUUCAUUGAUAGCGGCGUCACGAACUACAACGGCGAGACGCCACUCAUGUUUUUGGUGCAGUUCCGCAACAGCUACCAGUUGAACAACUUCCCUGUAAUCCUUGAUAUGCUCUUCGACUCGUUCCUCUCUGUCGACAAACUCGGACGCACAGUUUUGCAUCAUAUUGCAUUGGCGUGUGAUUUGUCCAAGUUUGAUAACUCCCAGCGAAACGAGCCUGACCUGGGGUUCAAGGCCAGAAAAGAAAGGUUCGUGAGCUAUUACUUCGAAAUCAUAUUCUCAAAGAUCGUGGGAUUCCCAGACUAUCAGCUACUGCACGGUGAUGAAAAGCGGAGCUUGGAAGAAAAGAAGGAGUUAAUCUUCAAGUUUGUUAAUCACCAAGACAACAACGGCAACACAGCUUUUCACAUCGUUGCCCAUAACAUGUCGAAAAAGUGCAUUAAAACAUUUAUCUGCUUUCACAAGUUUAUCGAUUUGUCUUUACGGAAUCACGUCAAUUACAGUGUUGAAGACUAUUUGGCGUCACACAAUUAUCUCUUGCGCCUCGAGAGCGAUAACGGCUCUGUUCCGCAUCCUAGCGAAAAGGGACUUGUUUCUUCUCAUUCAAUAUUCCCCAUGGAACACACGCAGAGCUUCGAGACGCAGUUGCAUAAAACAAGAAUGGCAAUGAACUAUCACAACACAUCAAUAAAUCUAGUCACCGAGAAACUCAGUGAGCUCUCUUACUGCAUGGAAAACGAGUUGAAGCAAAAAGACAACAAACUAGAUUCUCUCUAUCGCUAUUUCCGAAUCAUCGGAUUGGAAAAAUUCAAAUCACAAGAAGCAGUCUUGCAGCUUUUCAAUUUAGGAUAUCUAGUGGAAGACAUUGCGAAGGACUACGGUGCUUCUGAGGAUUGUUCUCAGUUGGAAGCAAAGGCUGACACCGUGAUUUUGGGUAGCGGCUCGAGAGACAAAGUGAUCCAGGAAGAAGUGAGUCGAUUGAUGAAUGACCUGAUAUUUCAGAAAAUCAGCGCAGAAGAGGAAUUGCUUCAUUCUUUGACUCGGUACAAGUACUCAAGGGAGAAGGCCACACAAAUUCGCUUGAAAGAUCACGUGAAAGUCUCGCCAAGUACAGUGGCAGAGCCCAAGAACAUAAAGACAUUUCAGUUAGCCGUGAGCUUGCAAAAUCAGGUCUUGCGGCGUAAGCUUCUUGCAAACAAGCUCUACGAGCAAGAAGCAAGAGUCCCUUUAUUUGCCGCUAAUAAAGACGAAUUCAAGGAAAAUAGGCCCGAUAUUACGGGCCGCCUAAAUCUUCCGAUUUCUGAAUACCCGUCUUCGGACAAGCUUCACAAAUACUGCAAGUUGGUUGCACUCAGCUGUGGCAUGUCCAUGACAGAGGCAGAAAACAGCAUCGACCUCAUCGAGCAGUCCCUUGCGAAAAACAAUGUUGGAUAA